This is a messenger RNA of Sitophilus oryzae (rice weevil), 2541 nucleotides long. RefSeq names its product tRNA (cytosine(34)-C(5))-methyltransferase (gene Nsun2). Gene Ontology annotation, cellular component: nucleus; cytoplasm. Gene Ontology annotation, biological process: tRNA methylation. Lineage: Eukaryota; Metazoa; Arthropoda; Insecta; Coleoptera; Curculionidae. Bases 110 to 2197 code for a protein of 695 amino acids. The record is from RefSeq and is a predicted model, not a curated record. Gene Ontology annotation, molecular function: tRNA (cytidine-N5)-methyltransferase activity; tRNA binding. The transcript is spliced from 14 exons.
GUCCUUUAUAAUUUUUAUAACCUAAGAAAAGUCUACAUGUGUGUUGUUUUAAUAAAAGUUAUUAAAAAUUUCAUUUAUUAAAGGAAUAUUCGGCUUAUCUUUUGUGACAAUGGGUCGCAGAAAACCAGGCUUUAGAAAAAAUCAUUAUUUUACUCACCAACGAAACAGGGACAAUACUAAGCCCCAAAAUAGUACAGAGAGGAAACCUUACACAACUAUCGUAAGAGAGAAUGAGAAAUUCGUACAGUAUUAUGAGACGCAGAAUGUAUGUAGCACCAAGGAAGAGUUCGAUAAUUUCAUAUCAGUUAUGAAAACAGAUCUACCAUCGACUUUCAGGAUUACCGGCUCUAAAGGAGUGGCUAGAAAGAUGCUUGAGCUUGUUGAAGAUCAGCUUAUCAAAGAUUGUGUCCAACAAGAAGGUUCCGAAAAGCCUCCAAACAUAUUUGCCCUUCCAUGGUAUCCAGAAAAAUUAGCUUGGCAGUUAGAAUUAACCAGGAAAGACAUAAGAAGCUGCGAAGCUUAUUACAAACUGCACAAUUUCCUGAUUUCUGAAACAGAACAUGGCACUAUUUCUAGACAAGAAACCGUUAGUAUGAUUCCUCCUUUAGUCCUGGAUGUUCAGCCACAUCAUAAGAUUUUGGACAUGUGUGCAGCUCCAGGCUCUAAAACAGCUCAACUCUUGGAACUGCUUCAUAAAAAUGACGAUGCAAUUCCAUCAGGUUACGUAGUUGCUAACGAUGUGGAUAAUAAGAGAUGCUACAUGCUGGUACAUCAAGCAAAAAGGUUGAAUUCUCCUUGUGUUGCUGUCAUUAAUCAUGACAGUGCCAUGUUGCCUAAUAUGUUUGAGACUUUAGCAGAUGGAUCAAGUCAACAGAUUCAGUUUGACAGAAUAUUAUGUGAUGUUCCAUGUUCUGGUGACGGUACACUGAGAAAGAAUCCAGAUAUUUGGACGAAAUGGACACCAGCCAAUGCUUUGAACCUUCAUGGAAUUCAGUACAGAAUUUUGAGAAGAGGUGCAGAACUGUUGACUAUAGGUGGAAGAAUAGUGUAUUCAACCUGUUCAAUCAAUCCUGUUGAAAAUGAAGCUGUUAUUCACAGACUGUUAGCUGAUAGUGAUGGUGCAUUGGAACUACUUGAUGUUAGUAGUUCUUUGCCUGGACUAGUCUAUUCUAAAGGAAUGGAGUACUGGCAAGUUUCAAGCAGGAACCUUGAAUUUUAUAAUAGUUUUGAGGAAGUAGAUGAAAAAUGGAGGACUACAAUAAGACCUCAGAUGUUUCCUCCUGAUCAAGAAGUUAAAGAGAAAUUUAAUCUAAACAGAUGUAUCAGAAUUUUGCCACAUCAGCAAAAUACUGGAGCAUUUUUUGUGGCAGUUUUACAGAAAGUUAAAGCUUUUACAGCUAAAGAGAAGAAGUUUGAGAAUGAAAAACAGGAAUCUGAUAAUGAAUCUAAGAAGAGAGAUUUUGAUGAAAGAUUACCUGAAAAUCAGAGAAAACGUAGACGUAAAGACGUUUACAGAGAAGAUCCCUACGUUUUCUUCAAAGAAGAUGAGCCUGUAUGGAAAGAUAUCCAGUCUUUCUACAACAUUUCUGACAAAUUUGAGGCUCAAUGUCUAUUGACACGUUGUCAUGAAGGAAAAAAGAAGAAUAUUUAUCUGACGUCAUCAGGAAUUCGCGAUUUAGUCGUGACAAAUCAGUCUAAUAUCAAAUUCAUCAACACUGGAGUCAAGGCUUUUGUCAGAUGCGACAAUAAGAAUAUGAAAUGUGCAUUUAGAAUAGCAAACGACGGCCUAGAAAGCAUAUACCCGUACAUAGGCGAAUCCAGAAAAGUCAACAUACCCAAAGAAGAUUUAAUGGCCUUGCUGACAAAUAACGAUCCUCAGCAUUCGCCGGCCAUCACAAGCCUGUCAGAAUCGAUACAGGAACAAGUCAAAGAUUUGAGUCCGGGAAGUUGUAUUUUGAUUUAUACUGAAGAAGUGAAGGGCAGUAGUGAUCCUAUGGUUAUCCACAUCAGUGGAUGGAGGGGUACUACCUCUUUGAGGUGUUACACCACUCAGCAUAGUACUGUGCAUCUUUUGAGGCUCUUGGGAGGCGAUAUAUCGAAAUAUGAAGUUAGUAAAUUUAAAAAAGCUGAAGAAGAUUCAAAGCCUGAAGAAACGGAAGCUGUUAAAGAAGAUGAAGCAAAGGAGGUUGAAAAUUAAAACUCUUAAAAAGCCACGCUGCACUUGGUACACUGCAAAAACCGUUCUUUUUGCUCGCAUUCAGAUACCAAGUGUUCAGUUAAUCCUGCCACUUCCACCACCUGACUGCACAGCUUGCACCUGACCAGCAUGGGGCAGGACCUCCAGUAAUGUGAGUUCAUUGAGUUGCUCAUGAGCAAAAUCGUUUUUUCUGACUGGUUGCAGAAGAUACAGUGUCUGAAAAAUAUAUUGUUCUUAAAAGUAAAGUGUUAAAAUAUUAAUAUUUUGGUUAAAAUAAAUUAAAUGUUUUAUACAGUUAGUUACAGAUGUAAUUUAAUAAAGAUAUGCUAUGGGAUACCUAAAAA